ACUGAUGAUCUAGUGGAGCAAGCAUAACAUACUUUGCUGCUAUCAAAGAUGACUCUUACCUUGGUUGAAUCCCUUCUUCUGACCCUGAUUAUUUUAGCACUCAUCUACUCUACAUGGAAUUCUUUAUACCGAAGACGUAACUUGCCUCCAGGACCAACACCAUUACCCAUUGUUGGAAAUGUCUUCCACAUUAAGAGAGGAGAGAUGGUCAAAUCAUUGAUGGAGUUUAAAGAGAAAUAUGGCUCAAUAUACACUGUGUAUUUUGGACAUUAUCCUAUAGUUGUCUUGUCUGGUUACGACACUGUCAAAGAAGCAUUAAUUGACCGUGCAGAGGAAUUCGCGGGUCGGGGAAGACUUCCCACCAUUGAUCAAUUUAUGAAAGGAUAUGGGGUCGUUUUUGGCAAUGGGAGUAGAUGGAAGGAUUUGCGCAGAUUUUCCCUUGCAACCCUAAGAAAUUUUGGCAUGGGAAAGAAAUCCAUUGAAGAAAGGAUCCAAGAAGAAGCCCAUUUUCUCAUAGCAGAGAUCAAAUCCCAAAAAGAACAAUUUGUCGACCCGACCAGAUUUCUAGUCCAGUGUGUCUCAAAUGUAAUUUGCUCCAUUGUGUUUGGAAACCGCUUUGAAUACAGUAAUGAUAGCUUCCAGAAGCUCCUGGGCAUGUUUAAUGCUGUAUUUCAGGAUAUGAGCGGUGUGUAUGGACAGUUUCAGGAGAUGCUGCCAGCAGUCAUGAGCUAUAUACCAGGACCGCACCAGAGAAUAAAUAAAAGCAUGGGAAAACUCACCGAUUUCAUCAAGGAACGAGUAGAAAUGAAUAAGGAGUCAUUUGAUCCCAACUCACCCAAGGAUUUCAUUGAUUGCUUCCUCUUAAGACAGCAGCAGGAAAAGGACAAUCCUAACUUUGACAGGGAGAACAUGAUAAUGACCAUAUUCAACAUGUUUUUUGCUGGGACUGAAACACUGAGCAGUACCCUAAGACAUGGACUUAUGAUACUUAUGAGGUACCCUGAAAUACAAGCUAAACUACAUGCGGAAAUAGACCAUGUGAUUGGUGAAAGCCGCAUCCCAAACCUUGAAGACCGCAACAAAAUGCCAUAUAUGGAAGCCGUAAUACACGAGAUCCAGAGAUUCGUUGAUAUUCUCCCACUGAAUCUUCCCCACGCAACAACAAAAGAUGUUGACUUCAAGGGAUACACUAUUCCAAAGGGCACAGAUGUCUAUCCAUUGUUGUGUUCUGUUCUUAAAGACCCUACAAAAAUUCCCUGCCCCGACAAUUUUGAUCCUACCAAUUUCUUAGAUGACAAGGGAUGCUUUAAGAAGAAUGAGACCUUCAUGCCAUUCUCUGCAGGGAAACGGGUAUGUGCCGGAGAAGGUUUGGCCAGGAUGGAGCUGUUUCUUUUCUUUACAACCAUCUUACAGCACUUCAAGUUAACUCCAGAGAGAGAAAUCACGGACAAUGAUAUCAAACCCCUGAUGGCCGGUUUUGCAAAUGUUCCCAAAUUUUAUCGGAUGUCGUUCAUCCCGCGGCUUUAAUUUUGAAUAAAGAUGGCAUGUAGUCUUACUUCAGAUGCAUCAAAUAAGCUUCAGCUGUGUGAUCCUUUCUUUCAGGGGGGCUGGGUCUUGCAAAUCGGGUCGUAGAAAAAAAAAAGACACAAAUCAAGUCUUCUGGAAAUUGUAUGCAAUAACUAAUUCUGUGUAACACGUGUAAUGUAACAUGGGCAAAUGUAUAAUGCAUGUGACCUUGAUUAUUCAGAAAGUCAACAUAUUUAAAGUAAAGCUAAGAAAAUCAUUGUA
Molecule: messenger RNA, 1788 nt
Organism: Bufo bufo (common toad)
Lineage: Eukaryota; Metazoa; Chordata; Amphibia; Anura; Bufonidae
Product: cytochrome P450 2A6-like
Exons: 9
Coding region: 49-1527 (492 amino acids)
Biological process (GO): xenobiotic metabolic process
Cellular component (GO): cytoplasm; intracellular membrane-bounded organelle
Molecular function (GO): heme binding; iron ion binding; oxidoreductase activity, acting on paired donors, with incorporation or reduction of molecular oxygen, reduced flavin or flavoprotein as one donor, and incorporation of one atom of oxygen
Source: RefSeq, a predicted model, not a curated record